UACUUUGUUUGUAGGUAAAAUUGUACUUAAAUAAAGGGUACGCCACUCUGCGAGGAAGUUGAUAAUAAUUUCGUACGUGUACGUGUUAAGAUACGUAAUUUACAAGCGGCCUAACUGCUGGUUGUGAAUACCGAGCGUAGCUGACCGAUAUUUAUUUCGAUGUAGAGCUUCGUAUUCCUUAAUAGUCGUGUAGACGCCGACCAAACAACAUGUGUCGAACAAUAGCUGCAAUUCUUUUCUUAUGUUCCUUGAGCUCCACACUGAUAUGUCGAGCCUUCGACGUUGAGGAUUGUGGUUCGAAGGUGGGAAAAUUUACAUCCGUAUCUUUGGGCUGUGACAUGAACAAAGCUGCGUGCGAGUUAAUACACGACACAAAUGCAACAAUUGUAUUGAAUUUUGUAGUUGACAAAGAUGUUUCAAAAGUUACCGCAGUUGUGCAUGGUAUUAUAAUGGAUAUUCCGGUACCUUUUCCAUUGGCUGAUGCAAAUGCUUGUGAUACUGCUGAUUCAGGACUUACAUGCCCUUUAGCCAAAGGUGGAUCAUUUCAGUACAAAAAUACGCUACCAAUACAUAAAUCUUAUCCGAAGAUGAGCGUUACUGUUAAGUGGGAAUUGAAAGACGAAAACAAUGAGGACAUUGUUUGUGUGCUGAUUCCAGCAAAAAUCAAAUAGGCACUAUUAAUUUACAGUUUGUCGAAAUUUCAUUUUUAAGAAGUUAUGUAUUCUACGAAAGGUAUAUGAAACAAAUACAAAAAUUUGGUAUUAAACAAGUUUACUUA
This is a messenger RNA of Osmia bicornis bicornis, 778 nucleotides long. RefSeq names its product NPC intracellular cholesterol transporter 2 homolog a-like. The record is from RefSeq and is a predicted model, not a curated record. Gene Ontology annotation, molecular function: sterol binding. The transcript is spliced from 4 exons. Bases 210 to 671 code for a protein of 153 amino acids. Lineage: Eukaryota; Metazoa; Arthropoda; Insecta; Hymenoptera; Megachilidae. Gene Ontology annotation, biological process: intracellular cholesterol transport.